This is a messenger RNA of Rana temporaria (common frog), 972 nucleotides long. RefSeq names its product phospholipase A2 inhibitor 25 kDa subunit-like. NCBI's taxonomy places the organism in Eukaryota, Metazoa, Chordata, Amphibia, Anura, Ranidae. The transcript is spliced from 5 exons. The record is from RefSeq and is a predicted model, not a curated record. The coding region runs from base 217 to 870 and encodes 217 amino acids.
ACUCUUCAGACUAGGCAAUCCAGUGUUCAUUUAGAGGAAUAGAACUCGAGGGACUUAAAAAAAAAAAAAAAAACAUUGUCAGUAAUAUACGUGAUGCAGAAAUAUUAUUUGUAACGGGUCCAAACAUUACCACACCCAAAUUACAAGUAAGAUGUUCUCCAGCAAACAGAGACGGAUGUCCCUCGUACCAAUGUAGACUUACUGCAGGCUCUCAUAAUGUCAUCAUUCUUACAUAUUAUCGGUGUGCUCUUGGCUUUGGCAGCAUCUGGAUACUCUCUCUAUUGCACUCAGUGUAUAUCUCAAUCAAAGUCGUGUGUCGGUUCCAAUGUAAGUUGUCCUUCUGACUCUCUGUGUGGAGUUUCAUACUCAGAAACUGGAUAUGGCUGCGAUACUACAAACCUCUAUGUGAUGUCAUGUUUGCCUCAGGACGAGUGUGGUUUGAGUGGAAGUGCCACCUUCCCAUCCGGGGUGACAUUGAGGAUGGGUUCUUCAUGUUGUUCCACCAGUCUUUGCAUUCCAACGUUGCCUUCCUUGCCAUGGUACAAUUCAAUGCCCAACAAUGGGUUGACAUGCGGAUCUUGCAAGUCAGCUGACUCCACCUGGUGUUACACUUCAAAUACCAUACAAUGCACCGGGGAUGAGAACAUGUGCCUUCUGCAUACUACAAAAAUGUCAGGAAUGAUUUCAAUGUCAACAGCCUUUCGUGGUUGUGCCACAAAAAGCCUCUGCAACCUCAGCAGCCAAUCUUAUAGCACCGAAGACGUGUCAGCAGAAAGGAAGUUCAUCUGCACCAGUGGAAGUACGGGUCUCCGAAAAGGCUUCAUCCUUCCUGCUGUGAUCUGUCUUUUCUUGCUGAAUUUAUUCAUCUAAAAUGUUUGGAAAAUAAUUAUUAGUACACAAACAAAAACACAAAAGCUGUUUUGUUUUGCAGAAUAAGAGAUUUAUUAAAGUUUUCAUCUAAGAUUCACCCAA